ACAGGGUAACAUAGCAACCGAGAAGUAAACUGGUUUGUCAUCGGCCUGUCUGUCGCGCGCAGCACGGCUGUAGCGGGGAAACUCUUUCUCUUUCAUCCUGCCACAUUCAUCUCGAUUCAAACGCAGAUUUGAACUUUUAAAACGGGAAACAUUUGAUGGAUGAAACGGUGAAACCUUUGAGGAUUCCUCCUCAGAUGAGGAACUAUGCAGAAAAGCACGAGUUGACCCAUCUGGCCCAGGGCUUGGUGUCCAACCUGCUGAUUGAUCAGCCCGAUGAUCCCAUCUCCUACCUAAUCGAUCUGCUGCAGGGGAGCAGCCUGGACACGCCCAGGGUGAUGGUGCUCGGACCUCCUGCCGUCGGCAAAUACACUCUGUGCAAACGGCUAAGCGCAGAGCUGCAGGCUGUCCACGUGACCACAGAGAGUUUGCUGCAGGGCCAAUCAGAGCUGAGCGCGCUCAGUGAGAAGGAUCUUCCCUCUGAGCUGCUGGUCCGAAUACUUCAACAGAGACUCAAAGAGGUGGACUGCUUGAAAAAGGGCUGGGUGUUGCAAGGAAUCCCUAAAACUCGUCUGCAGGCUCUGAACCUGCAGCAGGUUGGAGUCCUCCCCAAGCACGUUGUGAUGCUGGAGGCCCCAGACGACGUGCUACAGGAAAGGAACCAAGGACGGAUGGUUGACCCACAGACAAAAGCAGAUACCUACCACCAGAUCCUCAACUGGCCGAGCGACGACACCAUUGCUGGGCGUCUGCAGAAGGGGCGGAGCCUGUCAAACGAGCAGCUGUCGGAGGAGCUGCAGCAUCACAGCUGUGAGGUCUCAGGGCUGAGAUCGGCCUAUCAGCACGUCCUAAAGGUCAUCAGUGGUGACCAAUCACACGCUGACAUUUACCAGCAAGCCUUGGCUUUUGUUCAAACCCGUCACCGCUCAAGACCUCAGAGAAUCGUCCUCCUGGGUCCACCAGGGUCUGGGAAGAGCCUUCAGGCCCAGCUGCUGGCAGAGACGUACAAGAUGGUGGAUGUGAGCUGUGGGCGACUGUUAAGGUCUAUAGCUGCUGGUGGCUCGGCUCUGGGAGAAGACAUCCAGCUGUACCUGGAUGGUGGACUUCCAGCUGAUCUUGGGAGCAUUGGUUCGUCUACAGUUCCAGAUUCCAAGGUGCUGCAGGUCCUGGAGGAACGUCUGAGCCAGGAGGACUGCAGCUCCAGAGGCUGGGUGCUGCAUGGCUUUCCAAAGAAUCUGCUGCAGGCCAGGAGCCUGCAGGAGUCUCAGCACGAGCCAAAUAGAGUUUUUUUCUUGGAAGCAACAGAUGAAGUUUGUCUGGAAAGAAUCACACUUCAAGCGACAGAUCCAGUCAGUGGGCAGAGGUUCCACGCCGUGUCCAAUCCGGCUCCGACCUCCGAGUUUCAUAGCAGACUUCAGACAAGACCUCAGGAUGGCACAGAGGAGGUGUUGCGGAGACUAAGAGAGUACCGGGAGCUCAGUGAUGCCCUGAAGUCUGUUUAUCCAGAUGCAGCUCAUGUUGAUGCUGAUCCACAGCCACGGUCCGUGUUUGAGGCCCUGCAGAGCCGUCUGACCACAAACUGACACCUCGACUCAACUGAAGCCGACUCGAUCUGCUGGACUCGCCUGUUCAGGAAGAUCCUGGAUGUUUUUAUUGACUUUAGUGAGUUUAAUGCAAAAAAAAAAAAGUUUUCUUCCAUGUUGGUCAUCCUCAGCGACACGAGAUUCUGUACUUCAGUCAUGUUGUCAUAGGAACCUAAACUUUAGGAUUUAUCCAUCCUGUCCUGACAGCAGAUAAAGCCUUCAUUCUUGCCCAACUCCUUUUUCUGAAAAGCUCCUGACUGUUGGUCCUUGUGAGAGCUACAAAUGUGUCACCUAAAAGCCUCAGUUUCUUACUUUGGAUAAAUGAGCUUUUAUUAAAUCCCAAUCUUAAAAAUACAACAUUCAAAUCCCAAAAACUUUUAUACAAACUUUCUUAGAAAUUAAAAAGUGACUGAGCCUGCUUUUUCCUUAAAAAAAACAAACAUAGUAAUUAAAGCCGCAAUCCGCAAUCUGUGCUGUAUGGGCCGCAGUUGCUACCUGCCCCUUUUAGAGCGGCUCUACGCUCCUCGCCCCUCGCUUUGCUUAUGCCACCCUGGUCAGAGCUGCAUGUGGCAAAUUCUUUAAAAAAUAAAAACUUUUUUCCCCCAAAAUCGUGGCUUUUCUUUUGGUUUUACUGUAUCUCCAUAGCAACCAUUUUAUUCGCCUGUGGGUGACGACUAGGUCUGUGUAAUUUCAACAAGAAUUGGUAUAAGUUAAUUUUUGGAUUUCCAUGGUAACAGAGGUUUUUGUUGUGUGUAAAUAUGAUUAAAUCCAUUAAAUAAAAUGAAAUACAUAAAAUAAUAUAUUAUAAAACUAAUGAAUACGCAGAUAAAAGUAUCCCAAGCAAUAUCUUGAGCCUCUUUUUAAAAACCUCUACAGCCUCUGCGGCCCUGAGGCUUUCUGGGAGGCUGUUCUGCAGGCGAGGACAGUAAUGGCAGAAGCCUCACCACUUUAUGGACAACUAAUAGGCCAGCACCGGAGGACCUUAGGACUGCAAGGAUUCAUACUUUAAAAGCAGAUAAUUUAAAUAAGAAGGCCCAAGACCAUUAAAACAUUUAUAAACCAUUAAAAGAAUCUUAAAAUCAAUUCGAAAACGCACAGAAAGCCAGUCCAGCAAUUUAAAAAUGAGUGUAAUGUGUUCCCGCCCCCUGGUCCUUGUCAGAAACUGUGCUGCAGAGUUAAAAGAUGUAAAUUUGAAAGAGACUUUUUAGGUAAACCAGAGAGCGGGGCAUUACAAUAAUCUAAAUGACUAAAAAUAAAAGCACGCAUCUGCACCUCUGUGUUGGCAAGAAAGAAGAAUGGGCGGACUCUGGCAAUGUAUUUGAGAUGAUAAAAUCCUCUUAGCUGCAUUUUUAAUAUAAACGCCAUUAUAAUGUAAUAAAGCUCUAAGGAUUUGGUAAAAUUAUCUCUCUUCUCUUCAGGACAGAUAAUUAGAAGUUCCGUUUUGUCCUGGCUGAGCUGUAAGAAGUUAUCUGCCAUCCACGAAUUCAUAUCUAAAAUAGAAUUUAACAGAGUGUUUAUAGGUUCAAGGUCAUCAGACAGGGCGAUGUAAAGCUGUGUAUCAUUAGCGUAGCUGUGAAAGUGAACGCAGUGCCUCCUGAUAACAUCCCCAAAAGGAAACAUAUAUAAGUUAAAAAGUAUGGGACCUAAAAUCGACCCUUGGGGAACACCACAAGUUAUUUCAUGGGUUCUUGAAGAGCAUGUAUCCAUACUAACAUAAAAGUGUUGAUCUGUAAGACAGGAAUAAAACCACUUAAGAAACUUUC
Molecule: messenger RNA, 3343 nt
Organism: Oryzias latipes (Japanese medaka)
Lineage: Eukaryota; Metazoa; Chordata; Actinopteri; Beloniformes; Adrianichthyidae
Gene: ak8
Product: adenylate kinase 8
Biological process (GO): nucleobase-containing compound metabolic process
Molecular function (GO): nucleobase-containing compound kinase activity; ATP binding
Source: RefSeq, a predicted model, not a curated record